Messenger RNA from Microdochium trichocladiopsis, 715 nucleotides. RefSeq lists its product as uncharacterized. Lineage: Eukaryota; Fungi; Ascomycota; Sordariomycetes; Xylariales; Microdochiaceae. The coding region runs from base 476 to 715 and encodes 79 amino acids. The transcript has a single exon. The record is from RefSeq and is a predicted model, not a curated record.
GCGGUCAAGUGCAAAGCCCAGUCCCCACCGUGCGUGGCCCAGCCACCAAAGCAGAACAAAACCAAGUGGCACCGCUCGCCUUUUCCGAUUCUACUCUUCUCUCUCCUUUCCUUCUUCAAUCUCAAAGGCGCCAUUUCCUUAUCGUCAAGACAGUCUCUCUCUUUUCUGAACGAAAAGAGCCGUGAAGUCCUGAUCAUUAUUCAGCGUGCCUAGAUUGAACCACACCUGCCAGUCUUUUUUCGCUAGCGGAGCCUGAGUUUAACCAAUUGCUUCUACUGGGUAUGCCGUUAGAUAGUUACUGCCUACAUAUUCCCUCUCUCUCCGUCUCUCUCCCUCUCACUCUCUAUCUCUUUUCCGUCUCGUUUGGCGCGUGCACUGCUCGUUCCCCCCCGUAUGCCGCGCGAGCAAGUGUCCUCAUUCUCUCUCUCUCUCUCUCUUGUGACAAACCAUUCGAUGCUCGUAUGCUCUCAUACCUAUGCUGCGUUCGCAUUGUGAGGCCUCGUCCUUGACAGGUCCCGCCGUGGGGAAUUGUAUGUGCGUGUAUGGCGCUGGUAUGGCGUGCGUGCGCAUGUGUUUGUGUGUUUGUGUGUGCGAGUACUACUCGUUGACCACAUACACCACUCACUCGUGUGUGCCAUGGCCACUCUUUCUUUUUCUUGCUUCGAGAGAACCGGCAUCUCUCGUCUCUGAUCCCCUCCUUGUUUUUUUUUUUUGA